Closterium sp. NIES-67 is the source of this 2876-nucleotide messenger RNA. Lineage: Eukaryota; Viridiplantae; Streptophyta; Zygnematophyceae; Desmidiales; Closteriaceae. The record is from the annotation of a GenBank genome assembly.
CGACACGACAGAAUAUGGUGACACUGCUGGCGUUGUCGGUACUUGGCCUUUACAUAAGGUAGAAACAUAUGCUUCCGCACAACAUCAGUCGGUAGCAUGGCGCAUCCAUCGCGCGGUGGCUGCGUGCCUUCCAUUCGCUCUUUCGAUGCGAAGUCCUCCGCUUCUCGUUCUUGACGGAACCGAUUGCGCGCGAAUCGCGGAGAAUAAGAGGCACGAGUGUCCCGAAGAGACCGAGAGAAAGAGGCCAUCCGGCCGCUAGACGACGCGCGUUGCAGUUCAGAAGCCAGUCACUAUCUUGUGACAAUUCCCUGUCUCUGGCGCGUAGAAAACGGGUCGUCAAAAGUGUCCGUCGUAUGCGGCUGGGCAGGAUGAUUAUCUGCCGACAGGAGCGAUGGCGCGGCGCCACGCUGCUGCUUAUUUGCCUCCUAUUAAUCGGCACGCGGCAUGUGCGGCCCGUGGGCGCCGCGGUGGACUACGGCGGCGCGCUGGCGAAGGCGAUUCUGUUCUUCGAGGGGCAGCGGUCCGGGCAGCUCGCAGGCGCCGCCAUUCCCACCACCAUCUCGUGGCGCGGCGACUCGGGCCUCUCCGACGGCACCGCGCAAGGGGUGGAUCUGCGCGGCGGGUACUACGAGGGCGGCAGCAACGUGAAGGCGGGGCUGCCGGGGGCGUUCGCCGCCACCAUGCUGGCGUGGAGCCUUGUCGACUUCGCCCGCCACGUCGACGCCGCAGGCGGCGCCACGCAGCUCGCUGCCGCCCGCAACGCGCUGCGCUGGGCGGCGGACUACCUGCUCAAGACGCACACCGCCGCCAAUGAGCUCUGGGCGCAGGUGGGCGACCCGGUGACGGACGGGGCGUGCUGGCAGCGGCCGGAGGACAUGAGCACGUCGCGCACGGCGUACCGCAUCAACGCCACCCGCCCCGGAUCCGACCUCGCCGCUGAAACCGCCGCUGCCCUCGCCGCCUCCUACCUGGCAUUCAAGCCCGUCGAUGCCACCUAUGCCAGCACCCUGCUCUCUCACGCCCAGCAGCUGUUCAUCUUUGCAGACGCCUAUCGUGGCAAGUACAGUGACUCCGUCCCGUUUGCCCGCCUCAGGUUCCCCUCCACCGGAUAUUACGAUGAGUUGGCGUGGGCGGCGGUGUGGCUGUACAGGGCGACGGGGUUGAAGCGGUACUUGGAGUAUUUGCAGCGCAACGAGCCGGCCAUUGGCGGGACGCAGCAGAUGCAGACAGAAAUGAGCUGGGACCAGAAGCUGCCCGGCGCACAGGCGCUGCUCGCUAGGGCUGUUCUGGCUGGCCUGCCAGCGACCAUCCAAGUAGAUGCACCGCUGAUGUGGGUGGUGGAGGGGUAUGCGGGCAUGGCGGAGGUGUUUGUGUGCGCGCACAUGCCCGCCAACCCCCUGCGCGCCGUGUACACGACGCCGGGGGGGCUGCUGUAUGUGCGCGGCAGCAACGCGCAGCUCGCCCUGUCCGCCGCUUUCCUGCUCGUCCUGCUUGCCGACUCCCUCGCUGCCGCCUCGCGCACCGUUGACUGCCAAGGCGUCACCGUCACGCCCUCCCAGAUACUGGCCUUGGGCCAGUCCCAGGUUGACUACCUGCUGGGCAGCAAUCCGCUUGCUGUCUCCUUCAUGGUCGGCUUUGGCUCCGCCUUCCCUCAGAAUGUCCAUCACCGGGCGGCAUCCAUUGUCUCAUUCAACACGGACCCCUCUCCAGUGACAUGCCAGGGCGGCAACACCACCUACCUGCAGAGCACCUCUGCCAAUCCCAAUGUUCAUGUCGGUGCCAUCGCUGGAGGGCCCAAUGCUCUGGUGCUUUGGGAGGGUCGGUCUAGGAUCACUCCUGGUGGCGGCAGUCACACAGACCCUGCACGAGGUGGGGCAGGCGGAUGCGGAGUGGCAGUGCUAUCGCACAUUGGACGAGGCGUGUAUCAUACAGAGGACGGGGGAGAACGGAAUCGCUAGGAGCCAGUCCCACCCUGCUGCGAGCCUGAGCAGGGAGAGUGUUUGGCGGGUGUGUGAAAUGUUGGGUGUUGCCACGCACAUUCCUGCAGCCAGCCGUUGAAGCUCGCAUCGUCCGCGUGGACGGACGGCUUCCAGGACUCGCGACUGCUCCCGGCCUUCACGGAGCCCUCUGCCUGCGCCAAUGCUCCCGCUGUUGGCCUCCUCGCCCGCCUCGCUGCCGGCGCCCUCCCCCCGCCGCCCCGCCUCCCCCCUCCCCCCCCGCCCCACGCUCCCCACCACCUCCGCCCCCUGCACCUCGCCCUCCCCCACUGCGACUGCCCCCUUCUCCACCCAGACUCCCCCCAGUCCCUGCAGGUGUGGUUACAGUCAUAUGCACAGUAACCGGAAGCUGGGAGCAGUACGGUGAGCUACAGAAGAUGUGGAGCUGCGAUGUACGGAACACCAACACCAAGUACCCUGUCAAGGACAUUCAGCUGCGCUGCUCCGGCUUCGAGCCCUUCAAUGCGUGGAACAUUGAGGUGGUCUCGUGCACACUCCCGUCCUGGGGAACCUAUUUAUCCCCCGGAGGGAAAGUGAAUUUCGGGUUCAUCCAAGCGGCAAGUCUGCAACCCAAGUUUGUUGUUACAUGGAUUACGUGGCUUGGCCCGCCCAUGCGCCCUGCUUGCACCCCUCCAGCUACAUGGUGGGGGAAGUUGCUUUGCCAGUGGUUCAAGAUCGGCUGUUGCAUAUCGGGUACCUCCACAUCAGCAGCAGCACCCAAGUCUUUUUUGCAUGAUGAACAUUGAUGUGACUUACGGUAAGGACGAGAAGGUGGCUGGUGCUAAAAAAUUAAUCUGUAAUGGAAGGCUAAUGAAAUGGAGUGGCAACCAGAUACCUUGACAGGUUUAUCAAGCCUAGCGCAGAGUUUGACAGUACCGG